Molecule: messenger RNA, 2497 nt
Organism: Oncorhynchus gorbuscha (pink salmon)
Lineage: Eukaryota; Metazoa; Chordata; Actinopteri; Salmoniformes; Salmonidae
Product: neuronal acetylcholine receptor subunit non-alpha-3-like
Biological process (GO): monoatomic ion transmembrane transport; signal transduction; nervous system process
Cellular component (GO): neuron projection; synapse; postsynaptic membrane
Molecular function (GO): transmembrane signaling receptor activity; acetylcholine-gated monoatomic cation-selective channel activity
Source: RefSeq, a predicted model, not a curated record
GAGAUGUGCAGAACAGCCGCCGGUGCCAGUCCUCCACGCAACUGGAGUUUUGUUCACGGGGAGCUCAGUGGAAGGCUCGUUUUUAAUAUUAGAUAGGGUUUAUUUUUCCAUUGUCAGCGUUGCUAACGGAAUUAUGAGACUUGUUCAUUGCUACGGGGGCUCUCGAGAAGUUGUAUGUCUUUAAUGCAUGAUAUUAGUUUAUAGAAGCCUCUACAGAGCGGAUGAGAAUCAUCAUGAAUUUGCCGGUAUCUGUGCUUGUCCUUUCGGCGAUGUGUGCGUUUUGUCUCGGCACCAUCCCCGGUGAGUUUGGCUCUCUGGCUGAGAUGGAGGACCUCCUGUUAAGGAACCUGUUCCAGGGGUACCAGCGCUGGGUCCGGCCCAUCCAGCACGCCAACGACACGGUCACAGUACGCUUUGGACUCAAGAUCUCACAGCUGGUGGACGUGGAUGAGAAGAACCAGCUGAUGACCACUAAUGUAUGGCUGUGGCAGGAGUGGAUAGAUUAUAAACUGCGAUGGAACCCUGAGGACUAUGGUGGGAUCACAUCGAUCAGAGUUCCAUCUGAGACCAUCUGGUUGCCCGACAUUGUGCUCUAUGAGAAUGCUGACGGGCGGUUCGAGGGCUCCCUGAUGACCAAAGCCAUCGUUAAGUCCAACGGUAGGAUCACGUGGACCCCUCCGGCCAGCUACAAGUCGGCCUGCACCAUGGACGUCACCUACUUCCCCUUCGACAGACAGAACUGCUCCAUGAAGUUUGGCUCCUGGACCUACGACGGUAACAUGGUGGACAUGAUCCUGUUAGACGACUACGUGGACAGGAAGGACUUCUUCGACAACGGCGAGUGGGAGAUCCUGAACGCCACGGGGGCCAGAGGAAACCGGCGAGACGGGCUGUAUUCCUUCCCCUUCAUAGCGUACUCGUUCAUUCUGAAACGUCUCCCGCUGUUCUAUACCCUGUUUCUAAUUAUCCCGUGCCUCGGUCUGUCGUUCCUGACCGUGCUGGUAUUCUAUCUGCCGUCGGACGAAGGGGAAAAGCUCUCACUCUCCACCUCCGUCCUUGUGUCUCUCACUGUGUUCCUCCUGGUCAUAGAAGAGAUCAUCCCGUCUUCCUCCAAGGUCAUCCCUCUCAUCGGGGAGUACCUCCUCUUCAUCAUGAUCUUCGUCACCCUCUCCAUCAUCGUCACGGUGUUUGUCAUCAACGUGCACCACCGGUCCUCAGCCACCUACCACCCCAUGUCCCCCUGGGUUCGCUCCCUCUUCCUUCAGAGGCUACCUCGGAUGCUGUGCAUGCGGGGCCACACUGACCGGUACCACUACCCCGAGCUGGCGCCGGAGAGUCCUGAGCUGAAUCCCCGGUCCGGGGGUCAGAGGAGCAGCGGGGCCCAUGGACAGAGUCCUCGGGAGGGGAAGGAAGAUGAGAGUCAAGCCUGGGUCACCAUGCUGGAGAGAGCUACGUACUCCGUGCGUUACAUCAGCUGCCAUAUACGCAAGGAACACUUUAUCAGAGAGGUGGUCCAGGACUGGAAGUUUGUGGCUCAGGUUCUGGACAGGAUCUUCCUGUGGGCCUUCCUCACUGUGUCGGUCCUAGGGACCAUCCUGAUCUUCACCCCUGCCCUGCAGAUAUUCCUUAGUACCCCUCCCCAGUCAGGACCCAGCAACCCCCAUUAACACAUCACCCCACCCCCCCAGUCCAGACCUAGCAUCCCCCUCCAACUCGGCACCCAGUCCAGGCCCUCUACCCCUCCUGAAUUCCCCAAACUGAGGCCUGGACACCCGACCAACAACUCAACCCUGACCCCCAGUCUGACCCCCAAUUUGUAUCAAAGCCACGAUAGUAUGUACAGUAAUGUAGCGUUCUGAAGCACAAACAUUGACUGAAAUAUUUUGAAUUAGUGUAAAAUGUGCAGUAUAUUCUCUGUGGUUACUGUAGAUACCAACAACAUACUUAGUUCUUCACAUUAUACUCCUCAAAACCGUUAUUGUCAGACCCAUAUAUUGUGAUCUUAGUUAGUGUAAGUUUGUCUGUGAGUGGAAUGGUAGCGGCAUCCAGGCCGCUCUGAUUGGACGAUCAGUGUUCUAUUUGUGGUGAUUCGGGGCGGCAGGUAGACGAGUGGUUAGAGCAAAUCCCCGAGCUGACAAGGUAAAAAUCUGUCGUUCUGCCCCUGAACAAGGCAGUUAACCCACUGUUCCUAGGCCAUAAUUGAAAUAGGAAGUUGUUCAUAAUUGACUUGCCUAAUUAAAUAAAAAUACAUUUUGGAGGUGUCCUCAUUAGCUAGGAAUUGUUUGAGUUCUGUUUUUUGUUCUGGCUGUUGUGACCUUUGACUUUUAUUUCACACUUGUUUGGGCACUCCAUCAACUAGUUCAUUUAAAUAAAUUAUUGUUCAGGUACAUUGACUAUAGUCCAAAAAAAAUCCUCUGUCGAUGUCCAGCCACUUUUGUGAUUACUGUUAUGGAGUAUGAUGGGUAACACAGUGAAGCAGACUCUACAAACCAUCGUU